AUGGCAAGUGCCGCCAUCACUUCGCUGCUACGCGCGUCAUGCUUGUCUUCCGAGGCACGACUAUACACCUUCUCUGAGGAGACCAAGUCCAAGCUACGCAAGUUCCGCCUGGGCACCUCGCGCGCCAAAGACCCCCAGGCCGUUAUCUACGAAAUCGAUAAGAAGACGCUCGAAGUACGCCAGUCGGACGAUGAGGUCUACACCGACGUACAGAGCCUCGCCGAUGAGCUCCCCGACCACGCACCGCGAUUUGUGCUCUUGAGCUACCCGUUGACCCUCGACUCGGGACGGUUAUCGGUGCCAUACGUCAUGCUAUACUACCUGCCCAUCACAUGCAACAGCGAGGUGAAGAUGCUGUACGCCGGCGCAAAAGAGCUCAUGCGGAACACAAGUGAGGUGAACCGCAUCAUCGAGAUCGACAGUGCCGAGGAUUUGGAGGAGAUCGAAGACAAGUUGAAGGAGCAGAAGUAA
Alternaria conjuncta is the source of this 471-nucleotide messenger RNA. RefSeq lists its product as uncharacterized. The coding region runs from base 1 to 471 and encodes 156 amino acids. Gene Ontology annotation, molecular function: Arp2/3 complex binding; actin binding. NCBI's taxonomy places the organism in Eukaryota, Fungi, Ascomycota, Dothideomycetes, Pleosporales, Pleosporaceae. Gene Ontology annotation, cellular component: actin cortical patch. Gene Ontology annotation, biological process: negative regulation of Arp2/3 complex-mediated actin nucleation; actin filament debranching. The transcript has 4 exons. The record is from RefSeq and is a predicted model, not a curated record.